Rhineura floridana is the source of this 2855-nucleotide messenger RNA. It is a transcript of the gene MARCHF4, whose product is annotated as membrane associated ring-CH-type finger 4. Gene Ontology annotation, biological process: protein ubiquitination. Gene Ontology annotation, molecular function: zinc ion binding; ubiquitin-protein transferase activity. The coding region runs from base 1 to 1221 and encodes 406 amino acids. The transcript is spliced from 4 exons. Lineage: Eukaryota; Metazoa; Chordata; Lepidosauria; Squamata; Rhineuridae. The record is from RefSeq and is a predicted model, not a curated record.
AUGUUAAUACCAACCAGCGCGAUCGUUUUAUGGUACUGUUGCUACGGACUGCUGAUCCCCAGACAGAUGUUGCGCCAUCAGGGUCUCCUCAAGUGCCGCUGCCGCAUGUUGUUCAAUGACCUGAAGUUCUUCCUCCUGCGGAGACCCCCUGCGCCCCCUCCGCCCUCGCCACCACCUCUCCUUCCCAUGAACAGUGGAGACCAAACCUUGAGUUUGCAGGCUUCCAAUAACAACACGCUGACCACACUCUAUGGAGGGCGAAGGGGACCUUGGAGAGUGCCGGCUGCCGGGGGUGGUGGCGGAGGCGGAGGAGUGGGGGCAACAAGCCCUCAAGAAGAAGAGUGGGGAAAUCCUGGAGAGGAAGAGCAGCCCGUGCUUAUGAUGAGCAGCGCCUCCUCCGAGGACUUGUGUAAAGGGAAAGCCGAGGAUCGGUAUUCGCUGGGGAGCAGCUUGGAUAGUGGAAUGAGGACCCCUCUCUGCAGGAUCUGCUUUCAGGGCCCAGAGCAGGGUGAGUUGCUUAGUCCAUGUCGGUGCGAUGGGUCAGUGAAAUGUACACAUCAACCUUGUCUGAUCAAAUGGAUCAGUGAGAGGGGAUGCUGGAGUUGUGAGCUGUGUUACUACAAAUAUCACGUCAUUGCCAUAAGCACAAAGAACCCCCUGCAGUGGCAAGCCAUUUCUCUGACGGUCAUUGAAAAAGUUCAGAUAGCGGCAGCCAUUUUGGGUUCCCUCUUCCUUAUCGCCAGUAUCUCGUGGCUCAUCUGGUCAACCUUCAGUCCUUCUGCUAAGUGGCAACGCCAAGACUUGCUCUUCCAGAUCUGCUAUGGAAUGUACGGCUUCAUGGACAUUGUCUGUAUAGGUCUAAUAAUCCACGAAGGGCCCUCAGUUUACCGGAUAUUUAAACGGUGGCAAGCAGUCAAUCAACAGUGGAAGGUGCUGAACUAUGACAAAACAAAAGACUUGGAGGAUCAAAAAACAGGGACCAGGACCAACCAACGAACCUCCUCUCAGACUAACCAUUCAUCCUCCACUGGUGGUGGUGCUAGCAAUUCUGCUCCAGCCGACAGUGUGGCUCAGGGAGGAGCUAGUCACACCACGGGCACCUUGUCUGACCACCACUGUGCUUAUACCAUCUUGCAUAUACUCAGCCAUCUGAGGCCUCACGAACAGAGAAGCCACUCUAGCACAAACAGAGAGCUCGUCAUGAGAGUCACAACUGUCUGAGGAAAGGGAUUCAGGAGGCCUUAAUGCAACGUGGUCUGGGAGAGGAACUCAAAAGCAGAGGGGGCAUGGUGUGCCUUCCCCUGCCCCCCGGUCCUCUGCCACUGCACAAGGAGCACAAGAGGCCCUUGGCCAGCCAAGGAUGGUGGAGAAGGCAGAGCCGCACACACACACCUGCCAAGAAGCGGCUGAAGAAGUUUUGCAGUCACUAGAAAGUACAACAAAACAAGUGCAAUACAAAACUACAAAAACUGAACUAGGGCUUGUGGGGGGAACUUAGAGGUACAGCUGGUCUUAUUAGAAGGGAAUGGGCAAGAUUUUAAACACCCACACAAACACAUGUGCAUUGAAGAGAUAGAAAGGGGAGAGAAAGAAUGAAAGAGCCAAUAUUUUUAAAAAAUGUAUUAACCGGGGGUUCAAGUAUUUGAAUGCAUAAUUUAUUCCGUGGACCUAUGCUAUUUUGUGUGGCUGCAGGGUGUUCAGGCUGAAAUGGCAGUCAGUUUAUUGCUACUGUUAUUUUAUAAAAGUAAAACUCCGCCCAUUUUUUACUAUACAGCUCAUACAAAUUCCUGAAUGAUUUAGCUCCCUCUUCAAACACUACCAUUUUUAGAUGUUUUUGAGGGAGUCCACUGGAAGGGUGAGGGCAAGCUUCAUUUGAGCCACAAGCAUUUGUAUAAAUCAAUGUCCAAAGCACAAGUCACUGUGAUGGAUGAUUUAUGUCAGUUUGAUGUUUUGGACCACAACUCCCAUCAGUCCCAAUCAACAUUGCUGUGCUGGCUUGGGCUGAUGGGAAUUGUAAUCCAAAACAUCUGGAGGGCACCAGGUUGGGGAAGAUUUAUUUAUGCCAUGCAUCAUUGAAAGAACUACUUCAUUCAUAGACACUGUGUCUUAUUUGCAGAUUUUUCAAAAUGAGAUUGUCCCCUAUUAGAUUUCCCACUUGACUUUUCCACCUCAUUCUCCAAAGCCAGUUCUUUUUUUCUCUGUAUCAAUGAUUUAUCAUAAAUCCAUAUGAUUUUAUUGCUUUUAAAUCUACUUCCUGUAAUCUAGCUGCUCUUGGUUUUGCAGGCAGUCAUGUUGUUUUACAAAGCAGUCUCCUUCAAGUAGUUAUUAAGCCACGAACUUUGCCCUCAAGUCAAAAUGAAGUCCCAGAUCUAAUCCUCACUGUGAACUUGGGCUCCGAUCCUAUGCACACUUUCUUGGAAGUAAGUCCCAUUAAAGACAGUGAGAUUUACUUCUGAGUAAACAUGUAUAGGUGGUUUAAUGGUUCCCUCUCUGCAAGGAAGUCUAGGAACUGUACUGAUGUGAGUUGGGCUAGAGAUUGCUAAGAGAGACCUCUCAUCACCCUCAUCAAACUACAGUUACCAGGAUUCUUUGGGAGAAGCUACAUGUGUUUAUAGUCUCCCCCCUGAAUAAAUUUUAGAAUACACUCCCUUUUCUAUUAGUACUUUCACAAGUACCACUAAAUACUGAAGUAUCCCAGGUAAAGCUGCUUUAUGUUACUGUGAAUGAUGAUUAUGAUUAUCCAAUCCACACAAGUAGGCAUAUCCACCAGUUUUGCAUACAUUAAAGCCAACUGAUGAAUGCUUUGACAUCUACCUAGACUGUGACUCACAACAUCCUGAACAAGUCUAUAAAGU